AACGCCCCCACCCCCGCAUCGCGUGUUCGGACUGUUGGAGUCGUCUAGGACUAGGAGCAGCCGGCAUAUUUAAAUGUCGAUGGUAUUAAGACGUUAUUAGCCAUCGGCAUGCAACUAAAAUCGGUUGAUUAUCCAGUCGCAAUUCUGGUGGACUCAAUUCUGCUACAAGGGGACUUCUAUCUUCUUGCACCUCGGGAGAUUAUCUAGUAAAUUAUUUAUCAAUAUGACAGUUAACGGUCGUACCAACGGGGCAGCAGAGCGGCCCAAGACGGGUAUCAAGGUAAUUGUAGUCGGGGCCGGGUUUGGUGGUCUAGGAGCGGCGAUAGAGUGUCACCGUCAGGGACACGACGUUGAGGUAUACGAGGCUUUUUCAGAACUUAAGACACUGGGCGAUAUCAUCUCGUUCGGGCCAAAUGCGGGGAGGAUUUUCUACCGCUGGUCAAAUGGAGAAGUAGUCCGACGAAUGCGGCCCCUUAGCAUCGAUCUGAGGAAGUACGGUUUCAACAUUCAUAAAUACGAUACCGGCGAGGUCGUUGUCAACCAGAAAACGCCUCAAUAUGCUGAGGAUGCGCCUAAUUUUAACGGCCACAGAGGCGAGUUGCACGAGGUGGUCUUUAACUACGCCAGGGACGAUCUCAAAAUACCAAUCCACUUAGGACACAAAAUCCAAACAUAUUUUGAAGACGAUACGCAGUCCGGUAUCGUACUCGAAGAUGGUAGAAGGGUCGCUGCCGAUGUAGUCAUCGCAUCAGAUGGAGUGCGAUCCAAGGCACGAAAGUCCGUGUUGGGUUACGAGGAUAGACCGAAGAGUAGCGGAUACGCUGUUUGGCGUUCAUGGUUUUCAAACAAGGACAUGCUCGCCGACCCGGAGACCGCUCACUUCUGCAACAACGGCGAUACUUUCAACGGCUGGAUCGGCCCGGACAUGCACUUCCUGUUCAGCACUAUCAAGAACGGUUCAGACUGUUGCUGGGUCUUGACCCAUCCCGAUGAACAUGAUAUUGACGAGUCGUGGAGCUUCCCUGGGAAGCUCUCCGAAGUGAAAGAGGCACUGAAGGACUGGGAUCCCAUGUGUACUCGAAUCAUCUCAAAAACACCGGAAAAUAUGCUUGUCGAUUGGAAGCUGGUAUACCGAGAUCCUCUACCUACUUGGGUCAGCCCGUCUGGGCGAAUCCUGCUUCUGGGGGAUUCGGCUCACCCAUUCCUUCCCACUAGUGCUCAAGGAGCAACCCAGGCGCUAGAAGACGGCGUAGUAAUUGCAGUAUGUCUUCGUCGUGGCGGUAAGGAGAGCGUACCAACUUCGGUUAGGGCACACGAGAAGAUCAGGUACGAUCGCGUCCGCGAAACCCAGAAGACCGGCGAGAGCACGCGAGAUAUGUGGCACAAGACGGAUUGGGAGAAAGUUAAGAAGAACCCAGAGAUUAUUCAGUUCCCUAGGCAAGAAUGGAUCUUUGAUUUCGACGCGGAGAAGAAUGCCGAGGAAACAUACGACGCUGCUGUUAAGGAGAUUCUGGCGGCUUAGAGUCUAGACUAUGAUCAAUCAUUUUGCUUGCUUGCCAUACAUCACAUCACAACGAUACAUCACAGCAUUUCUUCGUAGUAACCACUUUGUAUUUUCCAUUUAUUGUUAGCAGCUCAGAUAUUUGAUUUCCCAAUACCUAGCUCCCUAAGUG
Daldinia caldariorum is the source of this 1673-nucleotide messenger RNA. RefSeq names its product FAD/NAD(P)-binding domain-containing protein. The record is from RefSeq and is a predicted model, not a curated record. The transcript is spliced from 4 exons. Gene Ontology annotation, biological process: secondary metabolite biosynthetic process. Bases 224 to 1522 code for a protein of 432 amino acids. NCBI's taxonomy places the organism in Eukaryota, Fungi, Ascomycota, Sordariomycetes, Xylariales, Hypoxylaceae. Gene Ontology annotation, molecular function: FAD binding; monooxygenase activity.